GAUCCUUCGCAGUCUGUCUGCUGUUCAUGUUCCAGUUGACUGUGUUUCCUCCUAAACACUCGUCUUUUUUUUUUUACCUGAGCAAGGCUGGGUCUUGUCUCACGGAUGUUGAACUUCUCUGUGGAGUUUCUCUUCGACAUUACUUUUGCUGCGUUGUGUCAGAAACCACACAAAGAGCCUCCGUGUUUCCUCGAAGCUAUCAUGCUGAACGCCGAGGAAAGUUCCUGGUUAGCGGGGUCUCGGCUGACCAGCUCAAACCCUCUGGCUCCAGGGCCUCUGUGGUGCUCCGAUGCCCCUCACCCACAGCUGAAGAUCCCGUGUGGGCGAGGGACUGUCAGGGAUCACUCUUUCGGCGUGCUACUACAUAAGGAUGCAAAGUUAACCGUAACACAGGGCUCUGCAGCGAGUGGGAACCCCUCUCGUCUACUCUUUCACUACCAGCUGAGUGAGCGACGCUCGGCCUCCUGGAACACGGUUCUAUCAGAAGACAGCCUUUUCCUGGAGAUCCCUGCUGGGGCGCUGGUCGAGGGGAGCAAGGAGGGGCUAACGGCUCUGCUGGAGUUUGCAGAAGAGAAGCUCAAGGUUAACUACGUCUUCCUGUGGUUUCAUAAAAACAGAGAGGAUCGAUUGUCCAUCAUCAGGACGUUCCAUUACUUGGGCUUUGAGAUGGUGAAGCCAGGCAACCCAAUGGUACCAGCCCGGCCUGAUCUGGCCUUCAUGGUUUACUCUCUGGAAAACAGCAGCAGCUCAGACGAGGAGUGACUCCCACAUCAAGUCCUGACCCCACACACACACACACACACCGCUCAUCACUAACUGGGAGGUGACGCCCCUUUCUUUCACAGACUUGUGAUUCGAGGUGCGUCAUCAUGAUUUCCAUGUGACAAUGACGCCGUUACCUCCCCCUUCCCCCCCCCCUUCCCUGAGAGAAACUGCAGACUGGAGAAACAGGAGCAGGUGACGGUUGAACAAAGUUGUCGCAUGCAUUGUGGGAUUUUUUUUUCUUUUUCUGCUUGGUGUUUUUUUUCUCUUCUGCUUCUUUUCUCUGCCAUAUUGUCUGUUUGUGUUGCCACUGACGAGACGAGACAAACGGCGGUUAGACAUUCAGCGUAAGGUGGUGUUUUACAUUAAAAUGCAGCAUAUCUAACACCUGACAGCGUUCCACCUGUAUCUGAGAUUUUAAGAAGUUUUUGGUUUGUUUAUGUGCUGUAUACCAUGCAAGCUGUAUUUCGAAGGAGUAAAAACGGAGAGCAGAGGCUGGGUAUACUUUUUAAAUGUUGUUUAGCAUUAUUAUAUAGAUGGGGUGAAUGCCAGGUCUGUUAUCAUUAAAGCACAUGUAAAGUUUUAUUUAGACCUCUUCCUAAAAUAUGUCAAAACAUCAUUCCAGCACAUGUCAUUAGCUUAGCACAAAGUCUCAGUAGAUGUGGCAAAGCUGUGCUGAAGUCACAACAGGGUGCCACUUUGUAUUUCACACAGAAACACAUUUUAUCAAAAGAUAUUAAGCUCAAUAAUGAAUGAGAGAGUCCGGUUAAAAGCUCCACUCGCUGUAACUUCAAUUAAAAAGUGCAUGUAAAGGUUUAAAUCUAGUGAAGCUGCCGCCCGCUCCCAUCAACGUCACAGAGCUAAACAUCCAGUUUAAAAAAUGGAAAACCUGAAUCAGAAUCUCAGAAUGCAGCAGUAUACUGUUAUUGUGUGGUACUGCUGAACCAUGUAAGCUACCGCCCGUGUCCCUUUUUUAUAUUCUCAUUUGCUUGAUGUUGUAAAUGCUGAGUACGGACACGCUAUCGACUGUGCAAGACCAAAAAUCUGUGCUGCAACUUUGAAAAUUGGUUUGAAUGUCGGGUUUGAACCUGGAAUGUCGGGUUUGAACCUGGAAUGUCGGGUUUGAACCUGGAAUGUCAGGUUUGAACCUGGAAUGUCGGAUUUGAACCUGGAAUCCCUUUAGAGCAGAGUUGAGAUAUGGUGGGUUUUUAAAAUAAAAAAAAUGGAUGUUUAUCUCAGUGAUUUGAAUGUGAUGGUGACACAGUGGGGCCACGUGAGCUUGGCUCAGCCCUGCAGGUCGGUUUCAGUAACGGGGCUUUUUGUGCCUAAAAGGAGGAAAGUGCAAUGUUAAUUUUUUUUUUUUUUUUUGCUCUGGAGUCUUAUUGAGAAAUGUCUUUUAUUAUAAUCCAUUUAUUUUCAUCCCAUAAGCGGUUCAACCCCACAUUGUUGCUCAUUGUUGAGUAAAACUACAGCACUUGGCUUUCAACAUGUAUAUGCAAUUAGUUAAAACUUUUUGUUUUGUGGCUUUUUGUGCAGACGUUGACACCAAAGAACUAAUUCUGUCUGCUGUUGAUUUUAAAGUCAUAUUUAGCUUUUAAACUGAAUUUAAACCUAGUGUGGUAUAUAAAGCAAUAUUACCCUACAUUCCCCACAGCAGCCAUUAUUGCCCUCGUGAUGACACACAUGAUGGUAGACUGUUCAGGUUGGAGUUGGGAAGGGCCUUAUUUUUCUUCAGAGUCUUCAUUGCUACUGAUUGAACCAUGACUAUAAGCUGUUAGGAAAUGUCAAUAUUUGAUUUUUUUCUCAGAGGUAUAUUUUUAUCUACAUAUAUUUCCCAAAUGUCUUUUGUGAUAGCUGUGGGAUUUGUUUUUAGUUUUCAGUGAUUUAGAUUGCAGACAAUCCACAUGUGUAUACUUCAGAUUUUUGUCUUGGGGAGGGGGAAAAAAACAAUAAAAGUUAAUAUCUACUGUA
Messenger RNA from Solea solea (common sole), 2733 nucleotides. Its product is annotated as ornithine decarboxylase antizyme 2-like. The record is from RefSeq and is a predicted model, not a curated record. Gene Ontology annotation, molecular function: ornithine decarboxylase inhibitor activity. Gene Ontology annotation, cellular component: nucleus; cytoplasm. Gene Ontology annotation, biological process: positive regulation of protein catabolic process. NCBI's taxonomy places the organism in Eukaryota, Metazoa, Chordata, Actinopteri, Pleuronectiformes, Soleidae.